AUGGCGCACUGCAUGAGGAUACGCCAUUGCUACAAAAAAAUUCUAACGGCGCACCCCGAGCGGUGUGCCAUUGCUAACCGGCACCAGCGCGCAGCCCCGGAUCCCGUCCCCCAGAUCCACCCCGCCUCCUUCAGCCUCCUCCGCAACAUCACCGGCAACCCAGAAGUCAGAGUCAGCAAGAUGGGGAGGGCAUCAGGAGUGCUCGAGAACCAUGAGGAGGGUAGGCGCUACGCCGAGCACGGCCUCAGAGCCUACGUGCAGGACAAGACCUCCGAGAUCAUGCCAGGAAUCAACAAGUUCUUCGCCAUGUACGAGCUUUUCGCCAUGUACCGUGAAUGGCAAGAAGAGAUGGCCAAGGAAAUCAAUGAAAGUGGGAUUGUUAACCUGUCUUUGUAUGCUCCGAAACUGGCUCAGGACUUCAUCCAUUCUGCUGCGUUUAUCAGGGCAUCUGUGGAUGGGAGGCGAGUAUUUCUACUGACUAGUACCAAUCUUAACCCGUAAACUGCUUACAAAUUGGGAGAUUCUGUCUGCUCUUCGGGCUCCUCGCUCUUCGCUUUGCCCGGAAGCAUGAUAUACUAAUCCUGAGCACUAAAGAAGUUGAGAAAUAUAGUGCCCUCUCUGGUGGUUUACCUUGCCCAAUAUAUGUGCUAGUAUUGAAAGUUGUA
This is a messenger RNA of Hordeum vulgare subsp. vulgare (domesticated barley), 665 nucleotides long. RefSeq lists its product as uncharacterized. NCBI's taxonomy places the organism in Eukaryota, Viridiplantae, Streptophyta, Magnoliopsida, Poales, Poaceae. The coding region runs from base 1 to 501 and encodes 166 amino acids. The transcript has 5 exons. The record is from RefSeq and is a predicted model, not a curated record.